CUCGGCCCGAUGCUGACGACUCCCUCGACUACGCGGACUCUUCCGAGGAGACGCGCCCACCUCGCCUUGUUUCCGACUCGCAAUCCCCCAGACUUCCGACUUCUUCAGCGGAAACAACCACUGCCUCGUUGCUCCUCCUCGGAUCUCUCCCCCCUUUCCUUGGUGCUUCGCUGCUGGAACAGAUGAGUCGAUCGAUUCGGUAGCGGAGAUUGGGAAUUUAGUGAGGAACUUUCCGACUUGGCGUCGGAUUCGUGGAAAAGUUGAGGUUCUGCGAUUUCGGUUUGUGUUGAGAAAUUAAGAGUCGCCAUCGAGCUGUGCGGAAUUUGAUGGAUAAGAUGCGCUUUUUAAGAUCCUGCUGUUCAUGGCUUGCAGGUCCCUCAUUAACUGUCGGUAAAGGUAGAAACUCGCAAGGUCGCAUCAGAGUUAGUUAUGGGUUUAGCCUACUAAAAGGAGCAGCAGCUCAUCCUAUCGAGGAUUAUCAUGUAGCCAAAUUCAUCCAUAUCAGAGGUCAGGAACUUGGUCUAUUUGCUGUCUUUGACGGCCAUUUAGGCGAUAGUGUCCCGGCAUACUUGGAGAAGCAUUUGUUUGCCAAUAUUAUAAAUGAGGAAGAGUUUUGGACACAUCCUGAUAUUGCCAUCAGAAGGGCCUAUGAAAAGACUGAUAAUGAGAUACUUUCUCAGAGUCGUGAUCUGGGGCGAGGUGGAUCCACUGCUGUUACGGCAGUCCUAGUCAACGGCACCAAAUUGUGGAUAGCUAAUAUUGGCGAUUCAAGAGCUGUUCUUGCAAAAUCUGGAGAGAUUAUACAAAUGUCAACAGAUCAUGAACCAGAUUCUGAACGUGAAAGAAUUGAAACGAGGGGUGGCUUUGUUUCUAACAUGCCAGGAGAUGUCGCAAGAGUUAACGGUCAACUAGCUGUUUCACGGGCUUUUGGAGACAAGAACCUCAAAACACUUCUAAGUUCAGAUCCUGAUAUACAAGUUGAAGAUACAAGCUCCGAAACAGAGCUGCUCAUUCUUGCAAGUGAUGGCCUUUGGAAGGUUAUGAGCAAUGAGGAAGCUGUCAAUCUUGCGAGAAAAAUCAAGAAUCCAUUAGCAGCAGCUAAACAGCUGACACUGGAAGCCUUCAACAGAGAUAGUAAAGAUGACAUAUCAUGCAUUGUUGUUCGAUUCAAGGGAUAGGGUUCAAUCAGACAUCUCAUGAGAUAGAUGAUCAUCAAUAUUUUCCUUAUGUUAAAUAUGCUUAUACGACUAUGGCAUAAACCUCCGUGCAAACCAUGAUUUGUUCCUUGAAGCUGCAUCGAACAACUCACUCAUGCACAAGUGAAGUUCUAUACCCUCAUGACAUCUGUUGUAAUUGCUUUGUCAUUUUGUAAGUUAACUUUUGUUUGUUUCUUUUCUGUAUAAAUCCAGCAUGCCCUACAGGUGUCCUCUGGUGAACAUCUUUCUUUUUUUUCAUAUGGUGAUGUGAAGGUUAUAUGUUCUCUUGGUAUUCAAUCAUAUAGAUAUUGAUAUCAUGCUUGCAAAUA
Musa acuminata subsp. malaccensis (wild Malaysian banana) is the source of this 1525-nucleotide messenger RNA. RefSeq names its product probable protein phosphatase 2C 41. Gene Ontology annotation, biological process: peptidyl-threonine dephosphorylation. The record is from RefSeq and is a predicted model, not a curated record. Gene Ontology annotation, molecular function: protein serine/threonine phosphatase activity. NCBI's taxonomy places the organism in Eukaryota, Viridiplantae, Streptophyta, Magnoliopsida, Zingiberales, Musaceae.